AUGAGGAAGGACGAACCGGAGGAGGGCGACCCCUGGGACCCCCUCGCGCUCCGAUUCGCUGACUCGGACCGCGAGGCGGCCUUCCGGGCUCUGCGGGCCCGGAGGACCUCCACCGAGUCAGACGGCGCCUGGAGGGCGGGGCGCCUGACGUCUGUCGCCAUCGCCUACGCCCUGGUCGUCGCCUCCGGAGGCGCGGGGGCUCCCUUCCGAAACAUCGCGGCAGUCCACCUGACGAUCGACCUCCUCCACGCUCUGGGCCACUGGCACAAGGUGGCUUGGCUCCAUCGGCGCAUUUUCGCCGUUCAUUUUCCCAGUUUCGCCAUCACAGUCUGUUUCCUGUGCGCCACUGGCGGCACAUUCGCCCUGGCGCUGCAGACGCUGGAUCCGCCGAGGGAUGUGCCCGCCGCCUUCGCCGCGCGCCUCGCGGCGUGCGCCGCGAUGGGCAGCCUGGCAUGGCUGCCGCACGAACGGCUCUUCAUUCGCACCCAAGCCGCCCUGAGCUCCGUGGCCGCAAUCGUGGGCGUUGGCUGGUCGUCGGGAACGAUCUGCAUCGCUUGGUGCAGCGGCGGCGCCUUCGAUCAGAUCGCGAAGGGGGUAUUUGCAAGAGUCGAUGCCUGGGUGGCCUCGGCGGCCCUGUCGUGGCCCUUGUCGCUCGGAGGCGGCUUCGGGCCUCAAGGAGGGCAGCAGAUUGGCAAAAGGCAGGACUGCUGGCUCGUGGCGGCCUUUCUGCACCUGGUGCUCUGCGCGAUAGUGCCGCUGGCGGUGGUGUACCUUUUGGAGUUCAGGGAGAGGGUGGACUUCCUGCUGGCGUCGGAUGACAGUCUGGGCGAGCGCCAGCGCAGGAAGUACGCGGGAAUGAAGAUUGGGCAGACCCUGCUGGUGGUGUGGGCAUCUGCCAUGCUGGCCGUCACGGCGUGGCAGGGCCUGCAAGUAGCGCUGGACGUGAGCAGCCUCUUCCAGGAGCAGGUGAUCGGCCAGGCGUGCGCGGAGAAAAUGGACUGA
Molecule: messenger RNA, 1002 nt
Organism: Ostreobium quekettii
Lineage: Eukaryota; Viridiplantae; Chlorophyta; Ulvophyceae; Bryopsidales; Ostreobiaceae
Source: the annotation of a GenBank genome assembly